Messenger RNA from Lacerta agilis (Sand lizard), 1091 nucleotides. RefSeq names its product peptidyl-tRNA hydrolase 1 homolog (gene PTRH1). Bases 53 to 736 code for a protein of 227 amino acids. NCBI's taxonomy places the organism in Eukaryota, Metazoa, Chordata, Lepidosauria, Squamata, Lacertidae. The record is from RefSeq and is a predicted model, not a curated record. Gene Ontology annotation, molecular function: peptidyl-tRNA hydrolase activity. The transcript has 5 exons.
AAGUGUAACAUCAGGGGCGUCUCCGGCGAGGAGGUGAAGGGGGGGGAGGCUGAUGUUGCUUUUCCGGCCCCUUCAGAAACUCCUUAGUUGGACUAUGAAUCGCCAUGAAGAGGAACUGCGAACCGCUGGGAAGCGGGUGCUGGUGGCAGGUCUGGGCAAUCACGGCCUGUGUGACACCCGCCAUAGUGUGGGCAUGGCUCUCCUUAAUCACCUGGCUACCAAGCUGAGCGUGGCUGACCAGUGGAGAAAGGACAAGCGUUGUUGUGCGGAUGUGGCAUUCACCAGCCUUGGAGAGGUGGAGUUGGUGCUGAUGAAACCCCGUAGCUUCAUGAACAUCAACGGCCGUUGCGUAGUCAGUGCUGCGGAGAUGUUCAACCUGAGCGCUGAAGACAUUUACCUAGUUCACGAUGACCUGGACAAGUCCUUGGGAAAGGUCGCCCUGAAGCUGGGAGGCAGCGCAAGAGGUCAUAACGGAGUCCGUUCCUGCAUCAAGUCCCUGAGAUCCGAUCGUAUGGUCCGACUCAGGAUAGGGAUCGGCCGCCCAGUAGGAGAAGCUGCCGUGGACCACUACGUGUUGGGCAGGUUCACCGGAGCUGAGCAAGAGAUCUUACCGCAAGUCUUUGAGCAGGCAGUCACAAUGCUGCUGGGACACAUCCAGCAGAGGAAGAGCAGCCCAGGGACCCCGAUCACUUCUGGGGCACCAGCCAAGACGCCUCUCGGGAUGGAGGGCGCAUAGCAAUCAUGAAUGCUUUGGGUGCUUGUGAGCUGGUGUUCCCGGAAAGAAAGUAUUUGGGGGCUUCUGGUUGCCAGGAUGGGCCAGAACUUGUGACCUGUUAACACACCUGAACCCAGAAUUACUUGGGAGUGGGAUGGGCAGGCAAUGCCCAAGAUUGCUGAAGGGAACUGAGAGGGGGAAGGCAAACCACCAGAACCGAGCAAAUGGAUGUUAUCAGAGAAACAGCGAAUCUAAGGCUAUGGAUAUUCCAUGUUUAUGUGAUCUUACCAUGCAUUGCCUUGCUACCUGAAGUAUCCCCCAAAUCACAGCUUUCAGGGGGGGAAACAAUCCUUCUAGCCCUCAUGAAAGCCAGGCU